AAUUUUCGAGUAAAUACAUCCGACAUUCAUGACAAGCACACAGUUGUUGUAUUUGUGAUGAAUAUAUAGUUGUGUUACACUCAUGUAUAUUUGUUGUGAGGCUUUCUGAUACUUCAUUUAUUAGCAUAAAAUGAAAUUGUAAACUUUUAAAUAUAAUUAAAGUAAUGAAAUAAAGCUUUUAUUUUGAUUGAAAAUAUUCAAUAAAUAUAUUAUAUUAAUGGAGACAAAUUUGAAAAAUAAAUAUAAAUAAGGUAAAUAUAGUAAAGCAGAGUUUAAUUUCUUUUUUUUAUCUUAUUUUAUUGUCUCGUAUUCAGUCUGUGUUUAAUACAUAUGUGGUACUUUCUUGUCACUUUCAUGGCCCUUAACAACAGUACACAGGGGCUUUUUUUAGUGGAAUAAAUACAACUUAAUAAAUAAAAAUCUGUUAGAUUGCUAUUAAAAUCUCAAAGAUGUCUUUUGCACGAACAUUUGUUUUGACUGUAAUCAAAUGUCGUGUGGCAGCUAUUCGUCAAUCACCUGGAGUUGGUAGGAAGCAGAAUCUACUUGUAGGAUUUGUGGCAUGUAGAUUUGCUUCUACUCAGCAAAUUACAAAAAAUAUUGAAGUUAUUUGUCAAGAUGAAACACCACCGACGUUAGAAAAGCCAUUUACUGCUGAUAAACCUGUCGAUAGACCUCUUCUAGUUCUUAUGGAGUGGCUUUUUGCAAAAAAAAAACAUGUCAUGAAAUACGGAAAUAUAUACCUUGAUCAAGGUUUCGAUGUAUUGAGGGUUCAUGCAGGUCCAUUGGAUUUGAUAUGGCCGGCUAACGGUACUCGAGUUAUUGCAAAAGAUUUAUUACAAUUUUUAGACUCGAAUACCGGCUAUAAUCAAAUAAUGAUCCAUGGAUUUUCUAUCGGUGGUUACAUAUGUGGAGAACUACUUGAUCAUGCAUAUGUUGAUCGUGAACGAUAUAAUCGUUUAUUUGAAAGAAUUGUAUGCCAAAUAUGGGAUAGUGCCGCAGAUGUUACUGAAUUAAGUAUUGGAACUUCCAAAGCUGCCUUUCCCAAUAAUGAAACACUCCAAAAACUUUGUUACAAAUAUAUGGAAUUUCAUAUGAGAGUUUUUUACAAACAAGCAACACAGUAUUAUUUACGAUCAAGUCAUCAUUUUAAUAAAGAUCCUUUACGUGCUCCAGCAUUAUUUUUGGUAAGUAAAAAAGAUCCUGUUGGUACAGUUGCUGCAAAUGAAAAGGUUCGAACUUCGUGGGCUUCACUUGGAAUACAAACACAUAGGAAGGUAUUCGAAAAUUCAGGCCACGUAGGUCAUUUUCAUAAAUAUCCAAAAGAAUAUGUGCACGAAAUUUAUAACUUUUUAGAUAAAUUAAAGAUGAUAAGGAAUGAAGAAAAAAUUCGUGCUUAUAUGUAAUGCACAUAUACAUAAUAUGUUUAUAAUUAAUUAAAAAGAUUAUUAUGAGGUUUUUUUUUGUAUACUAAUCAAUGAUAUGUUAUAAUAUUGUUUAUUAAGAACAAUUUUGGAAAUGCCUUAAAUCGGUGCCUUAUAUUAAUCUUUUAUUUUUCAAUUGAAUAUAUGUGUCUUUCUAAGUAAUAAUGCAAACAUUUGAAUUAAGAAUAUAUUAUUCUUUAUUAUUGUUAAAUACUUAUGUUUACCAAUUUUUGAUCUUUAAAAUAAUAAAUUAUUAUUUUUACAUUAACUA
Molecule: messenger RNA, 1692 nt
Organism: Chelonus insularis
Lineage: Eukaryota; Metazoa; Arthropoda; Insecta; Hymenoptera; Braconidae
Product: lethal (2) k09913
Exons: 6
Coding region: 450-1403 (317 amino acids)
Molecular function (GO): serine hydrolase activity
Source: RefSeq, a predicted model, not a curated record